Molecule: messenger RNA, 1041 nt
Organism: Maylandia zebra (zebra mbuna)
Lineage: Eukaryota; Metazoa; Chordata; Actinopteri; Cichliformes; Cichlidae
Gene: fmc1
Product: formation of mitochondrial complex V assembly factor 1
Cellular component (GO): mitochondrion
Source: RefSeq, a predicted model, not a curated record
GUAACUAUAUCGCCGCCUUGUGGUCGAUAUGUAACAGAUCGACUGUGCGGUGUGUGAUUUAGCAUGCCUGGCUCCACUCCGCUACAAUCACAACACAGGUCAAAGAUGGCAGCGCUGUCAUCGCCCCUGCGAGUGUGUCGUGGAAUCCUGAAAGAAUUGCGUGCAAUUCAGGGACCGAGUUACAAAAAAUCACUAGCUUACAACUAUGUUAUGGACCAGUUUCGCAAGAAUAAGGUGACUGGAGAAAGGUACUGCCGUGCCAAGCAGGAAGCGCACCAUGCCUCACACACAUACCUGUGUUUACUAGCUUCCACUAGAAACCACCUGGUCCUGCACAAUCUUUACCAUGGCAAGGGAGAGCGCAGCCCAGAAGAGGUGGCUGGUCUCGUGGGGCUCAGGUUGCCCACCCAGCCAGGAGGCAAAGGCUGGGAGAAGUGAGGACACUGGACAAACAGUCUUUAAAAUCUUAAGAGUCGUGUGUGUUUGACUCAUCUGGACAGUCGAGCUCAUGUAAAUCAAACUCUUUGACAGGUUGGGAGUUAUGUUAUGUUAUGUGAGCUUUCUGAGAGAUUAUUUUACCUGUGUUCAAAAGGUAGAAAAAAUCAGUGUACUGUGAAAAUGUAAGCUGCGGUUAAAAUCUGAUUUAAUAUAUCGCCCCCACUACUAAUCCACAGCUCUGUGUGUGUUUAAAUGCAAUGAUUAAAAAUAAAUGUAAGUACAUUUUUAUUUUUGAGUUAUUUCUAUUAAAACAGGAAUCAUUUUGACACUUUUUCUGGAAGGAUGUUUAUACAAUAUAAAUACAUCAUCAAACACGUUGUGUUAUUUAAACUGUUAAUUAAAUAAGUCCUUUAUUUUGAUUUCAUGUACUUAAGGAGCCGGUAAAUACACUUCAUCAGAAGCUGAUCAGCUAGGAUAUUUAGCACACAAUGUAAAAUAUGGCACGCUGAUGAAGCUUACAGUGGACAGACUUUGCUAAGACUUAUUUUACUCACUGUGUGUUAUUUUACAAGUAACAUAAAUGUGUAGUUUUUUUAGUUUUAA